This is a messenger RNA of Rhodamnia argentea, 1593 nucleotides long. Its product is annotated as rust resistance kinase Lr10-like. The record is from RefSeq and is a predicted model, not a curated record. The transcript has a single exon. Gene Ontology annotation, biological process: protein phosphorylation. NCBI's taxonomy places the organism in Eukaryota, Viridiplantae, Streptophyta, Magnoliopsida, Myrtales, Myrtaceae. Gene Ontology annotation, molecular function: ATP binding; protein kinase activity. Bases 466 to 1566 code for a protein of 366 amino acids.
GCGGGAGAAUGAAUUCUUCAUAUAUUGGAUGAUGUUUGCUAAUCAGAAUUACUCGCAAUGAUUGUGCGAGCUUACCUUUGACUUGGGUUAUAGCUUAACGUGAAUCAUUUACCGCGGAAAUGAUAAGUAUGGGUUUUCCUUGAUUGGUCAUUAAUGCUUGUUAAUCAUUUUCAGUCAUCUCGAACAAAUUCUCUUGCUUUCUGCAGAUAGUUCCAUGGAAGCGGCACUUGCGCGCUAUGGACUUCCUUAUCUCCCCUUUUUCUUAGGUAUGACUAAGCCUUUUUCUCCUCACAACUAUGAAUAUCUCAAGCAGCACUAUGCCCAAAAUAAGAAAGAAAUUUCUACAUGUGAUUAGAAUCAUUGCACUACUCUAAUCCCGGGACGAAUUUCUCCACAGCCCACUUCGUCGCAGCAAAAUUCGUGCUUGGAGCUCCAUGUGUAUUGAUAUUUCUAAUCUAUAAGUGGAUGAGAAGGCACCUUGCAGCAGACGGAAACAUCGAAGAGUUUCUUCAAGCUCAUAACAACUUUUUGCCCAUAAGGUACUCUUACUCGGACAUCAAGAAAAUCACCAGAAAUUUUGGACACAAAUUAGGUGAAGGAGGAUAUGGCUCUGUGUACAAGGGAGUACUUAGAAGUGGCAAUGAAGUUGCUGUUAAGAUUUUGAACAAACCAAAAUCUAACGGCCAAGAUUUUAUAAGUGAAGUGGCUACUGUUGGAAGGAUCCACCAUGCUAACGUAGUGCAACUUGUUGGUUUUUGCUUUAACAACUCUAAGCAAGCUCUCGUGUACGAUUUCAUGUCGAACGGAUCUUUGGAUAAGCACCUUUUCUCUAAAGAUGGAAAUGAUUCUCUUGACUAUAAGAAAACAUAUGAGAUAUCUCUUGGUGUGGCUAGGGGGAUAGAAUAUUUACAUCGGGGAUGCGACAUGCAAAUUCUACACUUUGACAUCAAGCCUCACAACAUUCUUCUAGAUGAAAAUUUCACUCCGAAAGUUUCUGAUUUCGGGCUUGCAAGACUUUACCCCGUGGACCGUAGCAUAGUGUCGUUGACUGCUGCAAGAGGUACCUUGGGAUACAUGGCUCCCGAGCUAUUCUACAAGGACAUUGGUGGUGUCUCAUACAAAGCUGAUGUUUAUAGUUUCGGGAUGUUGCUGAUGGAAAUGGCCAGUAGAAGGAAAAAUAUAAAUGCACAUGUAGAACAUUCAAGUCAAAUUUAUUUCCCUUUGUGGGUAUACGAUCAACUCAGCAGAGAGAACGAGGUGGAAAUUGAAGAAGCAGAAGGGGAAAAGGAGAUAACGAGGAAGAUGGUAAUAGUUGCCCUCUGGUGCAUACAGUUAAUCCCUGAUGAUCGGCCAUCGAUGAGGAAGGUGCUAAACAUGCUUGAAGGUGAUAUUGAUAAUCUGCAACUGCCUCCGAAACCACUUCUGUAUCCGUCCGAGAGGCCAGUUGAUGACGUGGACACUGAAAUAGAACUUGAAUCAUUCCCCAGCACAUCGAUUGCUCCAACAAUUUGUGAAGGGUACCAAUUUCAGAAUGGCAAUGAAAUUACGGCAGCGUGCAUUGUAUGAAUUUUCUUUUCUCCAUGUUCGAAUGAA